GUUGCACUCCUCCAUGCAUCCCCCAUUGACGCACGUCUGCUUUCUAAUAACGACUUCAUUCCGCGAUGCCGAACGAAGCAGUGGUGAUAGAAGCUGAUAGCAACAGCAACAGUGACUACAGUCUACAAUUGAAUCGAUGGUUCUUGAAACCGAUCGGUGCAUGGCCAUCGUCUCCAUCCACCACAAGACUAGAAAAGAUAAUUUCGUUUCUUUUAAACGCCAUUUGCUACAGCACCGUAAUUAUCACUGCGAUACCCAGUGUACUGCAAAUGAUUCUAGAAGACGAGAGCGUUAACUCGAAAUUGAAGAGCCUAGAUUUCUUGAGUCAUUUAAUCGUCAGUAUCUUUACUUAUAGCGUGUUGUUAUUACACAACAAAGACAUACGACGAUGCGUAGAACACAUGAAAGCUGACUGGCGAGCAGUGAGCAGAAAGGAGGAUCAACACGUGAUGAUGAAGAACGCGAAAUUCGGUCGUUACGUAGCAGCUUUCUGCGCAAUUUUUGUACAAGGUAGCGUUUUGUGCUUUUGUUUCGUGACGGCUCUAAAUACGCUCGAGAUUCAAAUUGGAAACGAGACGAGAAUUUUACACGUGCUACCUUGUGCAGUAUACAAGAAGCUGGUAAACGUCGACGAAAGUCCAACAAACGAAUUCAUGAUUUUUUUGCAAGUCUGGUCUAGUGUUAUUGCAAAUUUUAGUACAAUUGGCAUCUUUAGUCUCGCAGCAGUUCUAGCUGCUCACGCGUGCGGUCAGCUAAAUGUUGUUAUGUUAUGGAUUGUUGAAUUUGUCAAUGAAGCCGCAAUAGAGAGCAGAACUGAUGGUUUUACGAAAAUUGGAGUAAUCGUGGAACGACAUCUGAGAACAUUGAAUUUUAUAUCAUAUAUCGAGGGUGUGAUGAAUAAAAUCUGUUUUUUGGAAAUGUUAAGAUGCACGAUGGAAAUAUGUGUAAUUGGCUACUUCAUUGUGUCGGAAUGGGCAGAGCAUGAUAUUCGAAAUUUGGCAACGUAUUUUAUGAUGUUCGUUACAAUCUGUUUUAACAUUUUCAUAAUAUGUUACAUCGGUGAACUAUUAACGGAACAGUGCAAGAAAAUUGGCGAAGCCGUUUACAUGACGAACUGGUAUUACUUGCCCGGUAAAACAAUCCUCGACUUGAUUAUGGUCAUCGCACGAUCGAAUGUAGUCGUUCAAAUCACUGCAGGAAAAUUAGUUCAUAUGUCGGUUUAUACAUUUGGUAGUGUUGUGAAGACAGGUUUUGCAUACUUGAAUCUGUUGCAGCAAAUGACGUAAUAAAAUAGAAUCCUGCAAAAAUAUAUUGUGUUUUUAAUAAUUUAGUAUAUACAGUACAAAAUACACGUAAAUAUCGCAUAAAACUUUGUACGUUAAGAAUUAACAGACUAGAAGUCGUAAAUUUCAAACAGAAAAAUUCUUUGUUUUUUUAACUUUGUUAUUUCCGCAUUUAAUUACGAUUGAAAUGCAUUGAUAGUGAGACUACAACAAAAUUUGAAACGAGAUCUAAUCGCGAUACAGGAAUCUAUAUCUACGCAAGUAAAAUUGUCUCGAUCUAACUU
Bombus impatiens (common eastern bumble bee) is the source of this 1567-nucleotide messenger RNA. RefSeq lists its product as uncharacterized. Gene Ontology annotation, biological process: sensory perception of smell; detection of chemical stimulus involved in sensory perception of smell. NCBI's taxonomy places the organism in Eukaryota, Metazoa, Arthropoda, Insecta, Hymenoptera, Apidae. The record is from RefSeq and is a predicted model, not a curated record. Gene Ontology annotation, cellular component: plasma membrane. The transcript is spliced from 5 exons. Gene Ontology annotation, molecular function: olfactory receptor activity; odorant binding. The coding region runs from base 66 to 1286 and encodes 406 amino acids.